AUGGAGGCGGAGGAAAGACCGAGGAAACUAGCCAAGAUUGGGCAUGAUCAGGGUACCAUCCAAGACGCAGCUGGCCCUGUUAAUACAAUGACCUCCGCUGAACCGGUGCAGACUGACACAGCUGCCCACCCCGAUUUGAACCCCGAGCCAUCAGAGCAUCCCAGCACGGAGACAGAAAUUAAAACGACUGAACCUGCAUCUGCUACGAAUGAGGCUACUGAAGAUGGUGCACCGAAAAUGUCCAAGAACCAGCUGAAGAAGCUCCGUCGGAGAGAGAAAUGGGAAGAGCAACGCGGACUGCGCAAGGAAAGGCGCAAAGAACGGAUAGGAGAGAAGCGUGAACGACGUGGGAAAUUGAUAGAUGAAGCACGGGAAAAGGGCGGCGAAGAAGCUGUGGAAGCGUUGCGCAAGACUUGGGAAUCGACAAGAUCUAGAAAGAUGCGAUCGACACUGCUACCUCUUGCGAUUAUCAUCGACUGUAGCUAUGAUGACUUGAUGAACCCCAAAGAGCGCGUUUCACUUGCCUCGCAGAUGACGCGGUCGUAUUCACAGAACACUCGCGCACCCUGGCGCUCGAACUUGAUGUUUAGCUCCUUUGACAAGCUACUCAAGGAACGGUUCGACACCGUGCUUGCACCACACAAGAACUGGAAGGGUAUCGAGAUCAUUCAGGAGGACUUUGUUCAUGCGGCUGAACUAGCCAAGCAACGCAUGAUCACCCCACGCGGAGGCCAGCUUGUUGGCCCGUUUGCUGGGAUGAAAGAUGCCAAACCAGAGGAUGGUGAGGUAAUCUACCUCAGCAGCGACAGUGACAAUGUCCUGACCGAGUUGAAGCCAUACGAUACUUAUAUCAUCGGUGGAUUAGUGGACAAAAACCGAUACAAGGCUGUCUGCUACAAAAAAGCCGUGGAAAAGGGUAUCAAAACAGCUAGGCUUCCUAUUGGUGAUUACAUCCAGAUGUCGUCGCGCUCGGUGAUGACUACAAACCAUGUGGUUGAUAUCAUGCUUAAUUGGCUAGAGCUGGGUGAUUGGGGAGAAGCCUUCAUGAAAGUUAUGCCCCCAAGAAAGGGUGGCAAACUGAGAUCUCAGUCAACGGAAGAGGGAGAGGGAGAGGAAGAAGAAGAAGCCGAUGAAGGUAAUAUCGAAGAGGAAGCCGAUGAUAUUGCGGAAAUUGAAAAGCUCGCGGCAGAGGAAGAAGGCAACGAGGAUGAGCAUUAA
This is a messenger RNA of Penicillium taxi, 1218 nucleotides long. It is a transcript of the gene trm10, whose product is annotated as tRNA (guanine(9)-N(1))-methyltransferase. The transcript has a single exon. NCBI's taxonomy places the organism in Eukaryota, Fungi, Ascomycota, Eurotiomycetes, Eurotiales, Aspergillaceae. Gene Ontology annotation, cellular component: nucleus. The record is from RefSeq and is a predicted model, not a curated record. Bases 1 to 1218 code for a protein of 405 amino acids. Gene Ontology annotation, biological process: tRNA N1-guanine methylation. Gene Ontology annotation, molecular function: tRNA binding.